AAGAACACCUUAAAUUGAACUUGAGGUAAACCACCUACCUUCUGACUGCCUCCACAGUUAACCAUCUGGGUAGCCCUUUAGCUGAGUUGCCCUUUCAGUCAGGUUUUCAGUCACUUUCCUCCAAAUGAUCAGGGUAAGUUGCUGCAUUAUGUGAAGAGUUUAGAAUAAAACCCCCAGAAAUAAGUAUAGGAAAAUCUCACAAAUGCUAUAGCCCAACUUUAUAUUAGUGUCAGAUGUUAUCGGUGGCUAACUAAAAGUCCAACCUCUUUGUAGCUGCUCAGUUGCUUGUGUUUUUCCAACAACAACAGAGGUUUCUGUAGACACACACCUCACACUGUUCCCUUCAUGUUUGACACAGAUGAGACUGUUCCGGUACCAGAACCACGUCCCAUCAGAUAUUACCAACAGAAGCUUCAGUCAAACUUCCAGGACACGUUUAAGGUUACAACAGAGGGGUGGGCAGUAGAUGAGCAGCUUCUGGUUGAUAUCUACACAGAGCUGUACAUCACAGCUGGCCGGGACGUGCACAUCAACACACAGCAUGAGGUCCUACAGAUUGACAAGGUGUGGAAGCCAUCAGACACAGAGACACAGAUCCAACCCAGAGACAUUUUCAACCAUCCUUCUGGAAAAGACAUACCCAUCAGAACAGUGCUGACCAAUGGGAUUGCAGGGAUUGGAAAAACAUUCCUCGUGCGUAAGUUUGUGUUGGACUGGGCCGAAGAAAGAACCAAUCAAGACGUGCAUCUUAUUUUCCCGUUCACUUUCCGUGCCCUGAAUUCACUGCAGGGACAAGAGUUUGGUUUGGCAGAGCUCAUUCAUUUCUGUAUCCCAGAAACUAAAGACGUCACAGUGGAGACUCUGAAUUACAUCUUUACAGCUCUGCAGUCAUCAGGAACCAGCAGCUACAAGAAGAGCAGAUUCAAACUGCUGUUUGUGUUUGAUGGACUGGAUGAGAGUCGCCUUCAUCUGGACUUUGAUGUCAACAACAUUCGCUCCCUGGAUGUAACAAAGUCAACGAAAAUAGAAGUCCUGCUGAGCGGACUUAUCAGUGGAAGACUGUUGCGCUCAGCUCGCCUCUGGAUAACCACACGACCUGCAGCAGCCAAUCAGAUCCCUCAGAACCUCGUCAACACUACAACAGAGGUCAGAGGGUUCACCGACCCACAGAAGGAGCAGUACUUCAGGAAGAGAUUCAGAGACAAGAAGGAGGCCAGGAGCAUCAUCUCCCACAUGAAGACGUCACGAAGCCUCCACAUCAUGUGCCACAUCCCAGUGUUCUGCUGGAUCACUGCUACAGUUCUGGAGGAGCUGCUGGAAACCAGAGAGGGAGGAGAUCUGCCCAGAACACUGACUGAGAUGUACGCAGAGUUUCUAAGAUUUCAGAUUGAUCAUACAAAAGAAAAGUAUGGUCUAGAGAAGUGCAUUCAGUACAUUAAGUCAUUAGCUAAACUGGCUUUUGAACAGCUGCAAAAGGGCAACUUGAUCUUCUAUGAGAAAGAUCUGAGAGAAAGCAGCAUCGAUGUGAGUGAAGCCUCAGUGUACUCAGGAGUGUUCACAGAGAUCUUCAAAGAAGAGCGAAGACGGAAACAGAAAGACAAGAUGUUCAGCUUCGUCCAUCUGAGUGUUCAGGAGUUUCUGGCUGCUCUUCAUGUCCAUCUGACCUUCAUCAACUCUGGAAUCAACCUGCUGGAAGAAGAACAACAAACAACAUCCUGUUGGUCUGAAAUGUUCCAAAGUUAUUCAACAGGUUUCUACCAGACAGCUGUGGACGAGGCCUUACAGAGUCCAAACGGACACCUGGACUUGUUCCUGCGCUUCCUCCUGGGUCUGUCACUGCCGACCAAUCAGAAUCUCCUACGAGGCCUGCUGACACAGACAGGAAGUAGCUCACAGACCAAUCAGAAAACAGUGGAGUACAUCAAGGAGAAGAUCAAUGAGAAUGUGUCUGUAGAGAGAAGCAUCAAUCUGUUCCACUGUCUGAAUGAACUGAACGAUGUUUCUCUAGAGGAGGAGAUCCAACAGUACCUGAGAUCAGGACGUCUGUCCACAGAUGAACUGUCUCCUGCUCAGUGGUCAGCUCUGGGCUUCAUCUUACUGUCAUCAGGAGAACAUCUGGAUGUGUUUGACCUGAAGAAAUACUCUCCUUCAGAGGAGGUUCUUCUGAGGCUGCUGCCAGUGGUCAAAGCCUCCAAGAAAGUUGUGUAAGUAGUUGGAGACUGAAGAUACUUUUUCAUUUUGCUGCAGUUUCAUCUGUAUAAUCUGCUUUUUGUCUCUUCAGACUUAAUAACUGUAAUCUGUCAGAGAGAAGCUGUGGAGCUCUGUCCUCAGUCCUCAGCUCCCAGUCCUCCAGUGUGACAGAGCUGGACCUGACUAACAACAACCUGCAGGAUUCAGGAGUGGAGAGUCUUUCUGCUGGACUGGAGAGUCCACACUGUAAACUGGAAGCUCUCAGGUCAGGACUCACACUUUGAAACUGAUGUGAUUUCUAUCACUGGAUAAACAUCUAACCUGAGUAGAAUCAUUUCUGCUGAUGGGAUUCAUCAAAUGAGCUUUUACUGAAUUUGUGCAGGACUUUGUCAGGGUUUAUUUUUGACAUGAUUAAAUCCCACUAAUCAUUGUUGAGAUUCUUGAUUUGCUUGAGACGCAUGAAAUGUGCAGCAAAAUGUAGUUGAAAGACAAAGAAGACAAGAAAGAGUGAGAAAUAUCCAGCCAAGUAGUGUCCGUCAGGUUUGUGUUGUUUUGUGUGCAGGCUGUCAGGCUGUCUGGUCACAGAAGAAGGCUGUGCUUCUCUGGCCUCAGCUCUGAGCUUCAAGCCCUCAAAAUUGAGAGAGCUGGACCUGAGCUACAACCAUCCAGGAGACUCAGGAGAGAAGAUGCUGAGAGCUAAAGUGGAGGAUCCAGACUGUAGACUGGAAACUCUCAGGUACAGACAGACAGACAGACACUCUCAGGUACAGACAGACAGACACUCUCAGGUACAGACAGACAGACACUCUCAGGAAACUAUCAGCCUCGCUCACAACAAAGAUUAAAAGCAGAAGAACACUGUUAGUUCAGCUAUGCACCGUGACUGAAUGGAAGAGGAAGCUGUUAGCUUAGCUUAGCUGAAAGACAGGAAGCAGGGUAAACUGUUAGCCUAGCUUAGCACAAGACAGGAAGCAGGGUAAACUGUUAGCCUAGCUUAGCUCAAAGACAGGAAGCAGGGUAAACUGUUAGCCUAGCUUAGCUCAAAGACAGGAAGCAGGGUAAACUGUUAGCCUAGCUUAGCUCAAAGACAGGAAGCAGGGUAAACUGUUAGCCUAGCUCCAUGAAAAGAGGAAGCAUAAAUGAGUAAAGCUGAAUAAUGAGUGUAAACUGAGCUGGAACGUGACGAGCACAGGACAGGACUUUAGAGAUGCUGCAUUCAGGUGUCUGUGUCUCCAUGUUGGACUGGUCCUUUAUCAGUGGAACAGUGUGAGAGCCAUGUAACGUCCAUGUGUGCUGCUGAAAGAGUCGUUGCUGCUCUGACCGUCC
Molecule: messenger RNA, 3516 nt
Organism: Amphiprion ocellaris (clown anemonefish)
Lineage: Eukaryota; Metazoa; Chordata; Actinopteri; Pomacentridae
Product: NLR family CARD domain-containing protein 3-like
Exons: 1
Coding region: 346-2208 (620 amino acids)
Source: RefSeq, a predicted model, not a curated record